AUGAUUAUCAAGCCACGUCCGAGAAUAAUGCCGGCGGACUUUUCGAACCGUUACGAUCUGGGAACCUUCAAGAAGAGAGACUCUUUUCUGGCCUACGCAUUUACAAGCCCUCCGGAGCUGGAGUUGUUGAGCUAUGCGAGCCUCGUACAAUUACUCGACAGCCAUUUCAAGCCGAAGCAAUGCUCGUUUGUGGACAAGGCGAAUUUUUAUGGAGCGAACAGAGGGUCAGGCGAAUCAUUGGGAGAAUGGGCGGCGCGACUAAGAGGACUCGCAAGCUAUUGCGAUUUCGGCACCGCUCUGGAAACGAACUUAAGGGAUCGUUUCGUUCUCGGCCUGGGCCCAGGUCCAGAACGCGACAAGUUGUUCGAGCAGAAUCCGUCUACACUUACGCUGACACGUGCUAUCGAGCUGGCUGAACAGGCAGCUUGCGCCAAACAGGCGAUGGGAAUGAUGUGCAACAGUGAAGCUAUCCCUUUUAAGGAGGAGCCGGUAUAUCGAGUGCGAGAUCAACGUCAACCCGGUCGGGUCAGUGGUGCUCGGCGGGCAGACGGCGGGUAUUCUGCCUCAUCGCGCUGCGCUGUUUGUGGGAUGCAAAAUCACCAAAGUGAGAAGUGUCGUUACAAAAGCUACAAAUGUCAAAAGUGUGGAAAGAAGGGUCAUUUAAAGAAAGUGUGCAACAAACCUAAGAACCAAUGUUUAUAUCUUGUCAAUUCGCACACCGAAUCUGAUCAAAAGGAGGAAUCAGAUUGUGGGGAAUGCCAAAAUUUUAAUUUAAGGAUCGUGUACGACGUGCGCAAGCGUGCGGACGGCGCCGCCACGGGACCCCCCCCGCACACUGGCCCGCCGCCGCUGGCCCGUGGCAGCGCGUACAUAUCGACUAUA
This is a messenger RNA of Iphiclides podalirius (scarce swallowtail), 882 nucleotides long. The record is from the annotation of a GenBank genome assembly. NCBI's taxonomy places the organism in Eukaryota, Metazoa, Arthropoda, Insecta, Lepidoptera, Papilionidae.